AUGAGGGUCUUUAUUGUUCUAUGCGUUCUAAGUGUAGCCUCCUGCGAGUUUGAUGCUGUCCAUCAGAGAUCAAAGCGAGGAUUUCACGAUGUAAAGACCAUUCACGUCCCCAAACCGUACCCGGUCUACAUACCCAAGCCGUACCCUGUGGUUAAACACGUCCCUAUCAAAGUGAAGGUUCCAGUUAAAAUCACUGUACCCAAGCCUUACAAGGUAGAGGUACCCAAACCAUACCCAGUAACGGUUGAGAAACAGGUGCCUGUACCGGUGGAAAGAAGAGUGCCUUAUCCCGUUAAGGUUCCUAUUCAUGUACCCUAUGCGGUCAAAGUACCUUAUCCGGUACCCAAACCGUAUCCCGUCACCAUUGAAAAUUCGUAUCCCGUCAAGGUACCGUAUCCGGUCGUCAUCGAAAAUAAGGUACCGGUGGUGAUCGGCAGCAGCCACCACGGUUUCGACCAUGGGUGGUGA
Cylas formicarius (sweet potato weevil) is the source of this 468-nucleotide messenger RNA. RefSeq lists its product as uncharacterized. Lineage: Eukaryota; Metazoa; Arthropoda; Insecta; Coleoptera; Brentidae. Bases 1 to 468 code for a protein of 155 amino acids. The record is from RefSeq and is a predicted model, not a curated record. The transcript is spliced from 3 exons.